UGAAGGAUACAUUGACAGAGAGAGAGAGAGAGAGCUGUCUGAUUCAUUUUCAAUUCGUCCUGGCAUUGCAAGAUAAUGUCUUACACAGCAGGGUCUUAUGUGGACAAGUCCUACAUGGGCAAACCCUAUGGUGGCAGUGCCUACACCGGCUACACGGAUAAGAAGUCGGCAAAGGAGGCGUAUGACGAACAACUCAAGAUUGAGAAGAGAAAACGACGGGAAUCUAUGUACUGUGAGGUCUUGGCGCUGGUCAUCGGAUUCAUCGGACUGAUCGGUGUCGCUGCCGUCACAGGCCUCCCAAUGUGGAAGGUGACGGCCUUCAUUCAGGAGAACAUCAUUGUCAUGGAGACUCGUUGGGAGGGCUUGUGGAUGAACUGUUACCGGCAAGCCAAUAUCCGUAUGCAGUGUAAAGUGUAUGAUUCUUUGCUAUUUCUUCCGGCCGACCUCCAGGCCGCCAGGGGCCUGAUGUGUGCCUCAGUGGCGCUGACCACCUUUGCCUGCAUCGUGUCAGCCGUAGGAAUGCGCUGCACGCGACUCGUAGACUCCCGGCCCAGGACCAAACACAUCGUUUUGGUCAGCGGAGGCUGUUUGUACCUGGCCGGCUGCGUAACCACUCUCAUUCCCGUCUCUUGGACAGGUCACGUGAUCAUUCAGGACUUCUACAAUCCGUUGUUGAUUGAUGCCCAGCGCAGGGAGCUCGGAGAGGCGCUCUACAUUGGAUGGGUCACUUCGGCAGUUCUCUUCAGUGCCGGAGUUAUUCUGCUUUGUCGACACGCUCCACGGACCCAGGACAAAGAGAACAUGGCGUCAGUGCUGUAUCGGGCUGGAUCAGCCCCGUAUAACUACUCAUACAGACCCGGAUACGGAUACCAGCCCGCUUACACUUACCAGCCCGCAUACAGCUAUCAGCCAGCGUAUUCUCCAGCGCCACCUGCGGUCUAUAAUCCACCACGAUACUGAGACACACAGUGAGCGAGUGCUGUGUUUUAUCAAUAAAAAUCUCCUAAAGAGACUCCUAAAAGAGACUAAAAUGGAUUAUACACUCCAGAGGAUUAUUUGAUGUCAUAAAUUAGAAGGAAGAUGGCCAAAUGGAUCUUGUUAGUAGGGGGAAGUUCACGCAAAAAUGUAAAUUCUGUGAUUUAUUCAUCCGCAUGUUGUUACAAAAGGAACACAAAAGGAUGUCUCAGUCACCAUUCACUGUCAUUGCACAGUGUAAGUGAAUGGUGACUGAGGCUAACAUUCUGCCAGAUUUUUUUUUUUUUGGUGUAAUAUUCAUUCAGUACUGCUGAUUAUCUGUGUGACUGUGUAUAUAUGUGAAGGCUAAAUUUGAUUUUCCUGAUUAUGAACACACUUCCCUGAGAUUCAGUUUUGUCUUGUGUAAAAAACUGUUCAUAACUUAUAUUUUGCACAAAAAUAAGGGGUAUUAUCUGCUAAAGUGUUUUAAGGAUACAGCAACAUAAAAAAGUGGAAUAUUUCCACAUAGCAUUUAACUAAGAACACUGUUGGAUAUGUGACGUAAUUGUGUAUGUUUUCUUGUGUUUUUUUAAUUUUUUUAUAUUUGUCAAUUUGUAAGCACUGGUCUAACCAUAAACAUGUGAAAAAAGAUAAAAUAAACAUGUGUUAAUGUAAGAAUGG
Molecule: messenger RNA, 1635 nt
Organism: Myxocyprinus asiaticus (Chinese sucker)
Lineage: Eukaryota; Metazoa; Chordata; Actinopteri; Cypriniformes; Catostomidae
Product: claudin-8-like
Exons: 1
Coding region: 76-960 (294 amino acids)
Biological process (GO): bicellular tight junction assembly; cell adhesion
Cellular component (GO): plasma membrane; bicellular tight junction
Molecular function (GO): structural molecule activity
Source: RefSeq, a predicted model, not a curated record